UUGAAGUUAAAGUGGAACUGUCUCUCCUGGACAAAGAAAAAGAGGUGGACGGCCUGUCGCCCAACGGAAAAGCGAGUCCCUUUGCUGACUGCAGACUGAACGGGGCCCUGGCACACGGCUCUGAUGACGACUCCACGUUGCUCCCACUCGGCCCCAAGUCCCGAGACUAUGUGGAGGCCUCCGUGUGUCACGUUAAAGACUUGGAAAAUGGACAAAUGAGAGAGGUUGACUUGGGAUGUGGAAGAGCUUUGUUGGUCAAAGAACACGGAGAGUUUUCAGCCAUGGGCCACAAAUGUCCACACUAUGGAGCCCCCCUGGUUAAAGGUGUGCUAUCUAAAGGACACGUGCGCUGUCCAUGGCACGGUGCCUGUUUCAACAUUUCAACAGGAGACAUCGAGGACUUCCCGGGUCUGGACAGUCUCCCUACCUUCCAGGUCAGAGUUGAAAAGGACAAGGUGAUCAUUCGUGCAAACAAGCAGGCUCUUCAGUCACAGAAAAGAUCUAAACCUAUGGCCCGAUGUUCAGCUGUCAUCAACUCCAGCUCAGGCUUCAGUCACGUUCUCAUUAUUGGCUCAGGUCCAGCAGGUUUGGUGUGUGCAGAGACACUGAGGCAAGAAGGCUUCACUGAUCGCAUUGUGAUGUGCACCAUGGACAGACAUCCUCCGUAUGACAGGCCUAAACUGAGUAAGUCCUUAGAGAGCACAGCAGAGCAGCUGAGGUUACGCUCCCUGGACUUCCUGCAGGACCACGAUAUUGAACUGUUCACAGAGAAAGAGGUUGUAGCCCUGGACGUGAAGGGCCGAGCGGUGACGUUUGAAGAUGGUUUGAGGAUGGAGUACAGGAAACUUUUUAUUGCCACUGGCAGCAAACCAAAGCCGAUGAACUACAAGGGUAAAGAUGUCAGGAAUGUGUUCCACCUCCAGACGCCUGAGGAUGCAAACAGCAUAGCGAAGCUGGCCAACAACAAGAACGCUGUGAUUGUCGGGACAUCGUAUGUUGGGAUGGAGGUGGCUGCAGCUCUGACUGAUAAGGCCCACUCAGUCUCUGUCAUCGGGGUCGAGUCGCUCCCCUUCAAAACGACUCUCGGGGAGAAAGUAGGGAAAGUCAUAAUGAAGCUGUUUGAGACGAACAGGGUGAAGUUCUACAUGCUGAACGAGGUGUCAGAGAUGAUUGGUCAUCAUGGACAGCUAAAAGAGGUGGUACUUAAGAGCGGGAAAGUCCUGCGAGCAGAUGUGUGCGUCAUCGGAGCAGGAAGCGUUCCUGCCACAGGUUUUUUAAAGCAGAGCGGCAUCCACUUGGACUCCAAGGGCUUCAUCACUGUGAACAAGAUGAUGCAGACAAACAUUGAUGGGGUCUUUGCUGGAGGAGAUGUGGUGAUGUUUCCCUUCCCACAACGCAACAACAAGAAGGUGAACAUCCCUCACUGGCAGAUGGCUCAUGUACAYGGCAGGGUGGCAGCUCUCAGCAUGAUGGACAGAACCACUGAGAUCAAAACUGUGCCUUACUUCUGGUCGGCCAUGUUUGGGAAGACAAUCCGCUAUGCAGGUUAUGGUGAUGGAUUUGAUGAUGUCAUUAUUCAAGGAGAUCUGGAUGAACUGAGAUUUGUUGCAUUUUAUACCAGGAGUGAAGAGGUGGUCGCUGUCGCCAGCAUGAACUAUGAYCCCAUUGUAUCUCGAGUGGCCGAAGUCCUGGGAUCUGGAAAAACGAUUAAGAAGCGAGACGUGGAGAUGUUAGCCCGGUUUGGCAAGACUGGAGACAUAUCUUGGUUGAUUGACAAAGGCGCUCACUGAUCUAAAGUUGGAUGGACUCACUGGACACCUCAAUAUGGACACAUUGGUGCUGAGAAACUGAGCAGCUAUCAUAUUUUAUUAACUCACUUUUAUUGACACAUCUGUCCAUCUGAGACACCUUUAACCAUGUGGACCACCGGCUUCGUUUUGUUGCUGAGAGACACGUCAACGUGACAAAUGGACCCAAACUCGACGUGACUCGCUGAGCAGGCAGCUGGUGACGUUUAACAAAGCAAUAUGGUUUCCAGCCUUUGUGCUGCUCCAAGUUGUAUCUACAUGUAACUUUUGUUAAUAAGAAGCCAUGGAUGGGCAUUGGCAUUAUUUUGUACCAAUAACAUUGUAAAUACUUAUAAUCCUGAAUGCACUGUAACAGCUUAAGAGCAUUUUGCGGGGCAGGAGRUGUGUGCUUGUAUACAGGCCUUACAGCUGCAUGAUAUAACUUAUUGUAAUAGUAAUAAAAAAAAAAACCAGAAAGAUUUGAACUGGAACACCUUCAAAUCUGCAAAGAAAAAAAAAAAAAAGCAAAAGUCACUUCAGCAAAACCCUGAAUGCAGCUAAAACAGUCACUAACACCUGCUACAGCUUUAAUCUGGGAAUAAUUGACAGAACUACAAMAUACCUCCUUGUAUUAGUUGCCUUGCUAGAAAGAUGCAUAAAUUAUUUUAAUUAUACUAAUCACAUGCUUGUGCAAUAGAUUAACGCUGUCUUUUUUAUUUAUCUCAGAGCAAUAACUCCUGUAGAUGACUGCAAAAGUAGCCUGAGGAUGUUUUAUCUCCAUAUAGGGAAAUCAUUUGUUACUAACUCAGGGAACUGAGGUCUGUGGCCUGAGCUUACUGCUCCUUUUACACUCGUUGUUGCUUUAAUAUUGACUCCUGUAAUUUCACAGCUUCUCUUGUUUUCAUUCAGCAACGCUUUGUAAUGCGCUCUGAGCUACAAAGCAGGUGUUUGAUUACAUCCUGGAGGACUGAAAAUCUGAUCAGCUUUUGAUUUCUGACCCUCAAGUCAAAAGAGUAAAUAAAAAAAAGUGUUCUUCAUACAAAGAGGACAAAAUUUCAAACUAAACUUUGGAAAUAAAAGUGAUCCAACAAAAACAAAGCAUCACAUUAAGUUACUUUUUUAUUUUUAGUUCGUUUCAUCUUUUGUGUUUAAGUCAGCAAAUAUAUAAGGUUUAAUUGCUUUAAUAUAAAUUAAUUCUUUAAAUCAAAGCAGCAGCCAAUAUUUAGGAGAAAAAAAAUCCUAGCAUCAACAAACCAUUUAAAGCUGAGGAAAAACAGGGCUGCAGCCAUUUUAGUACAACCUUGAAAAAAACGCUACAAGAAGUCACACUCAGAUUGUGUUGUGGAGGACACUCUGCUACUACCACCUCAAAUAUUAGCUCAAAAUCUGUAAAACUGACUCAAUUAUUGCUAUUUUUUAACUUAUUUUCUAACCUUAAUGUCAGUUGGCUGUGGCAGCCAUCUUGAAUCAGGAUGACUAUAAUUAGAUGAACGACAAAUGAUCACUUUCUGCAAGUUUUAUUACAAAUUUAGUGGUUCAGAAGAUAUUUUGGUAACAAACAGGCACACGAACACACAAACAGACAAAAAGCUUUGUCGUCUGCCUUCACCUGGUGGCAGUGGGAGAUACAAACAGUGCCAAAAAAAA
This is a messenger RNA of Austrofundulus limnaeus, 3434 nucleotides long. RefSeq names its product AIF family member 3 (gene aifm3). Gene Ontology annotation, molecular function: 2 iron, 2 sulfur cluster binding; oxidoreductase activity, acting on NAD(P)H. NCBI's taxonomy places the organism in Eukaryota, Metazoa, Chordata, Actinopteri, Cyprinodontiformes, Rivulidae. The record is from RefSeq and is a predicted model, not a curated record. Gene Ontology annotation, cellular component: cytoplasm; mitochondrion. Gene Ontology annotation, biological process: execution phase of apoptosis.